AGCGUGGCAUUAAACUGCCACGCGCGAGUAUGAAGCAGUAGAGAAUCAGAUCUCGUGUCCGAAACACUUGACAAUGUUAAUCGACGGCCAAUAAAAAUCCAAGAAAGUACAAUAACUGAUCUAUCAACAAACAUAAUAAAUUUAAUUUGCAAUUAAAUUUUAUCAUGGAAGUUUGGACGCUAUUGGGAAUACUCCUGGUGACUCUGCUGCUCUACUACUGCUUCUCCAGCCGGAGUGAUUACUUUCGUAAAUAUGGUAUACCCCACAUGAAACCACUGCCCAUCUUCGGCAACAUGGGCCCAACAGCAUUGCGACGAUUAUCGAUCUUCGAUCUCAUCCAAAAACUUUACUAUUUCGACCCGAGCGCCAAGUACGUGGGCUUCUUCGACUUCCAGACCCCAGUGGUGAUGCUACGUGACCGUGAACUCAUUAAAACUAUCACCGUCAAGGGCUUCGAUCACUUCGUCAAUCACCGUGAUUUCAUCACCUCGGAUUUGGAUCCCCUCUUCGGCAACCUUCUCUUCACAAUGCGCGACGAUAAGUGGCGGAAGAUCAGGGCAGUGAUGACCCCGGCAUUCACAUCCAGCAAGAUGAAGGGGACGUACAAACUUGUCGCUGAUUGUGCUGCCAAUUACGCCAGCUAUUUCGCCGAACAAUCGCGAGAAAAACCGAUGGAAUUCAACACCAAAGACGCAUUUACACGAUACACCAAUGAUGUCAUUGGUACAUUUGCAUUCGGAGUCACAAUUGAUUCGAUAAGAAAUCGAGACAAUGAUUUUUACGUUUUUGGAAGAAAAUCCACGAGCUUCGAGGGAGUCGGGGCCUGGAGAUUGGCAUUGAUGCGGUUAGUUCCGACUUUUUGUAAAUUAUUUAAUAUUAAAUUCGUCACUGACGAUGCGGUUGAGUUUUUCACGAAUCUGGUGAAAGAGACCAUCGCUAUGAGGGAUGAAAAGGGACUAUCGAGACCAGAUAUGAUCCAACUGAUGAUGGAAACGAGGAAUAAUAAGGAGGGAGAGGGACCCAAACUGUCGCUCGUGGAGAUGACGUCGCAGGCGUACGGAUUCUUCUUCGGGGGCUUCGACACUUCCUCGACGCUCAUGUGCUUCGUAGCACAGGAGAUAGCGGAGAAAGCAGACGUCCAGGAGAAGCUCCAGGCAGAAGUGGAUCAGCUGUUCGAGGAGUACGAGGGAGACCCACCUUAUGAGGCUGUUAAUAAUAUGGUUUAUCUUGAUGCCGUGAUCAAUGAGACCCUUCGGAUGUAUCCGGUUGGUCCAUUCCUCGACAGAGUUUGUACUUCGGAGUUUGAACUACCUUCAGCUGUACCCGGGGCACAACCGCUCGUCAUGAGACCCGGUGAUGUCGUGUGGAUUCCGGUUUACAGUCUGCAGAGGGAUCCGGACUAUUUUCCGAAUCCUGAUGUCUUCGAUCCUGAACGAUUUAUUAAGAAUGACAAGUCGUUUGGACACUCGACUCAUUCUCUGACCUUUGGACAGGGCCCUAGAAUGUGCAUUGGGAACAGGUUUGCUCUUCUGGAGACCAAGAUAUUGUUUGUUCAUCUUCUCCGGAAGUGCUCACUCAAACCCGGGAAGAAGAUGAUCACUCCAUUGAGGGUCAGCAAGAGGAGCUUUGUUAUGACAGCGGAGGGGGGAUUCUGGGUGGAAUUUCAACCGAGAAAUCACCAGACUUCGUCGUAGUUUCGAUAUCUUCUGAUAUAUUUGAUUAAUUAUUGAUGGAACUGGCCAUGUGGCAGGUUCAACUAUCAAAAUGAUCCAUCUCGCCGGGAAAAUUGAAUGAACAAACUUGAAGAACUUAUACACAGAGUUCUCUUUUUAUUGUUUCUGUAUCUAUU
Diachasmimorpha longicaudata is the source of this 1849-nucleotide messenger RNA. RefSeq names its product cytochrome P450 9e2-like. Bases 165 to 1694 code for a protein of 509 amino acids. NCBI's taxonomy places the organism in Eukaryota, Metazoa, Arthropoda, Insecta, Hymenoptera, Braconidae. Gene Ontology annotation, molecular function: iron ion binding; oxidoreductase activity, acting on paired donors, with incorporation or reduction of molecular oxygen; heme binding. The transcript has a single exon. The record is from RefSeq and is a predicted model, not a curated record.